Molecule: messenger RNA, 1796 nt
Organism: Trichobilharzia szidati
Lineage: Eukaryota; Metazoa; Platyhelminthes; Trematoda; Strigeidida; Schistosomatidae
Source: the annotation of a GenBank genome assembly
CUAGUGAACAUUUUUAAUGUCUAAAAGAUGACAAGAAGUGAACACAUUGCCGUAGUCAGCGGUUUCAAUCCACUCCAUAAAAUGUCUCCAACCACUGAUUCUUGAUAACUCGAGGACCCUAGUCAGUCAUUAUACAUCCCUCUAUAUGAGUCAUACUAGCAGUCAAUGACCUCAUGGAUUGGUGUCUUGCUUUUGUAUAACCGUCACCGAAAUCUCUUCAAGUCUGAUAUUAACAUAACUGAAAAUGUCCGAUGCGAAAUUUGGUGGCUUGUCAUGCACAACGAAUACCCUAACCUCUUCAGUCAGUGAUGUGGAAAAAACACAAGGAAUGGUUUCAGCUAACCUAUUUAAACUUUUCUGCCUAAACGAUAAUGGAAAGUUGAUUCAUUAAAACCAAUGCAUUCAGAAUUCUCACAUUUGUACAGCUAAAGAAAGAUAUGUGAAAACGACUAGCUAGUGCAGUGCAGUAUGUUAUGUAGAUAUGCAACGAAGAUUUCUAUCGUAGGUAAAAUGUUUGACUUUCUAAGUUCUGAUUUCUAACUGUGGACGUUUCCACAUCAGAAUGACGACGUCCUCAGCUUUAACUGCAUUAAGAAAUGUCGUAUCCUGUGAGUGGCUGAGGCUAUGAUUCUCACCCCGAUAUCUGUAUUAGUAGGUGUAAUAACACCGAACGUCUUGCUUGUUGGUUAUUAGUAGUUUGAUGUACAACUGGAGUAAGCAUGUCAACUGAUUAGUAUCUUUGAAGAGCAGUGUCAUGUGACUAAAAGUCCUAAGAUAUAUUCGGAACCUUAUCCCCCAUUUCAGUGAGAUUUUUCAAGUUGACGAGAAGAUAAGUUACUUUCUUAAAGACACUCAAAUAAACCUGCAUGUUGUACAGUGAAAAGUAUUGACGCUGUCCACUAAGCUCACUAAUUGUAUGCCUAUGGUUUCUGUUCUGUGGCUUUUUUCCUAUGCCGCGUUAUUAUUUUAUUUAUUUGUUGUCCUAUUUUGCAUUGCCGUUGGAUUGUUUUAUGUUACUGAGUUAGUUGAAGAAUAUAUUGUCACUACGGGGAAGAUAAUACGUUAUACAAUAUAUGCAGAGUUCAUACUUCAUUUUAUUCUGUUUUUCACAGAUGAUGUUUCUGUAUUACUAACAUUAACUGGACUGACAUGUCACUGUUUUUACAUUUCUAUGUUAAAAACAUUUCCUGCCUUUCAUUAUCAGUCCUUUAGCUUUUUGGGUAGUACAUGUAUGUUGAUUAUUCACCAUUUUGUUGCAUUUCAUGUAUUUUUGGGUAAUCAAAUUCCAUUUUCCUAUCUUAUAGCAUACUUCACAUUUUUCCUAUGGGCUGUUCCCUUUCUCUUUCUUAUCUCUUUAUCAGCUAAUGAUUUUGUCUUACCACAAACAGUUGAUUUACGAUCAUCUUAUGAGACUGACUUUCUUUUACAUGGUCAACAGGAGCACGAUGUUGUUUCUGCAUAUUUAAAGCGUAAAAGAAAAAGCCUUUAUUCUUUACUUGCUUCUAUGCGUGAAUUCAGUUUGCCUUUACGUUCAAAGAAAGGUUUUUAAUUUUCAAUAAUAUUGUUUUGUAUUACUUGAUCUAAAUAGGAAUUACAAUGGGUUUGUGAUUUCUUUUGGAUCUGGUUGGGGUGUCGUAAUGUGAUACUUUGAUCUUUUCAUAAACCUACUCAGCCUAAUUAAGAUGGAGCGUAUUUUCUUUCCAUUUGCAUGGCGACUGGUGAAUAAUAAAUUAUUGGGAGGUGAUUUUUUUUCUAAUAAUAGUGGAUAUAGUAUUGUUGCUGUCCAAAUAUAUUAC